This is a messenger RNA of Culex pipiens pallens (northern house mosquito), 2264 nucleotides long. RefSeq lists its product as uncharacterized. Gene Ontology annotation, molecular function: DNA binding; zinc ion binding. Gene Ontology annotation, biological process: negative regulation of DNA-templated transcription. NCBI's taxonomy places the organism in Eukaryota, Metazoa, Arthropoda, Insecta, Diptera, Culicidae. Bases 174 to 1598 code for a protein of 474 amino acids. Gene Ontology annotation, cellular component: nucleus. The transcript is spliced from 2 exons. The record is from RefSeq and is a predicted model, not a curated record.
UUCUAAGUGCCUCCAGUCUUCAAGUAUCACAAGCAUCUCAAGUGGUUCUGUUCGUUGCGUUUCGUGUAAAUUUGUGCGACUUUUAACUAAUGAACUGAACAUUUUUAAAGCUGAAAUUCAGAAUUUUAAUACCAGUCACCCAGCAUUGAUGGCGAAUCCAAACUAAUGACGCCAUGGAUUCCGUAAGACACUACCAGCACCAGUCCGAUAAAUCCGAGUUUCGAUUCUGUGUGCUGUGUCUAGCUAAACCUGGGGCCGGAGAAUCGCUCGUCGAAAUCCACAGCGGAGAAGGUCACCAACGCAGCUUGGAGACCCUGAUCCGGCGUUACUUCACCGAGGAAGUUCCCCGGGUUGACGCGGGAUUCGUGUGUUCCGUUUGCUGCCGACAUCUGGACAGCUUUCAUCAGUUUUAUCUGCGGAUUAAGGACAUCCAGUGGAACCGCAAGAUGAGGACGUCGGUGGACGAGCGGAAUUGCAGUAGCUUGGAGCACGGACUCCGGAUGGAGAUGACAAUCAAGGAGGAGAAGCCGGAUGAGGGAUUUGAUAACUUUGGAAGCUCUGCGGAAGUCGAGGGAUUGAACAACUUUUUAGAGGAGCAGUUUGCUCAACAGACGGAUCAAAACGGGAAUGGACCGAUGCAGAAUCGCUUGCUGGACACGAUUGUGAACGAGUUUCAAGCCAGUUCGAUUCACACUGGCGGUGACACUGGUGAAUGCAGCAACCAUCAGUAUCCGAAGCGGGUUCGAAGAGAAGUUCCUGCCACAUGGCAAGAAAAUAAUCCAAGGCAACAAGAGUUGGAGUUCCUGGAAGAGGAACUGUACGAGUACGAUAAGCCACCUGAUGAACAGAUCCAGACCCAACAUUCGGUAACUCUUUCUCCGAUGGAAGAGCUGGAACGGCUACGAAGGGAGAAUGAGUGGCUCAAACGCCGAAACCAUCAUCUCGUAGCUCGGUUGCGGGAUGUUCACGCUCGGAACGAUAACCUUGUUCAGAUAAACCGAGAACUAACGCACAAGCUGCGUUCUGCCAAUCCCAAUGCAUUGAGUAAACCCAUUCCAACGAUACAAGAGAACAUCUGUCCUGCGGAAGUUCCCAUCAAGCAUGUCCAGAUUAAUCCGACCCAAGCAUCGCCAUCACCAUCGUUAAUCCUACCACAGAACGAAGAACCUCCAAAAUUGAUUUCACUUUGCUCCGCUUACUCGCUGGACAACGGUGACGUCGUCGUCUGCGACUCGAUCAUUCCGGCCCGCACGAUGGAGGAAAUUGACACGACCGAGCGGGGCGAAAAGUACGACCUGAAGUUUGUGAGCCGGCUGGCGGUGGCGCUGUGGGGCCACGAGCGGCUUGCCGUGAGCAGCGUUACCGGACGGAAAUCAAACAACAACCCGAGCAGCAACCCGAUGCCCACGAUCCAGCUGGAGCCGGAAAAGUUGAGCUUCAUCAAGGAAAAGGUAUACAACCGAGCGAUCCUGGAAACGAACGACCGCCUGCAGGCCAUGGCCCGGUUCGAGGACGCACGCAUCAACCGGCUGCUGAACAUCAAAAUUCAAAACACCAAGCGCAAGAAAACUCCGCACUCACCCAGCAACAUCGCGUGACCCCCGCCCCAGGACGACGGCUGCAAUUUUAUAGUUUUGUGAUCCGACAUUUGACACCCAUAAUCCUACUUGGUAUUAGUUUAGACGCACUUCACACUGUAUAAUGAAUAAUAAAAGCUUUACUUUCUAAUAAAUACGCAAGACGAAACGGGGUUUGUUUAUGCUCAUUUACUUUUUAUUUGUUUAUAUAGUUUUUGUUUUCUUUUACAAUCGCAUUAUAAAUUAAAAGAACAAAAAUACCCAACUACAAAUUACACUACUCGUCUUCUUCCUCUUCUCUUCCUUGCUCGGCGUCUUAAAUUCACUCAGGUAAAAAAAAACUGAACAUCUGCAAAACUUUCUACUCUAAAAGUGUCUCUAUUGGUUGUUACAAUAGUUUUGUUUUAAUUUUUAACCUUCUUCACUCUGUCACAAAUCCUUUUCCUUGGAAUAAGUUUUAAAAUUAAAUUUGGCUGUUUUUCUCUCCACUCGAGCGCGCGCGCUCUCCGAGGGGGCGGUGCAUUUUUUUGUUGAUAGAGUGUGCUGUGUUAGAAAUUGAUUUGAUUACGAAUACGAAGCGAUUGUUAUGACCCUUUGCUUGCGCGAACAUUGGAAAUACUUAGUUCUGGCUCUGGAUUUCCCACUUGCAGGAUUGAUUGUGCCUCGUGGAUUCAGCAAUAUCUACAA